AUGGAUAAACAUAAUCGCAAACCUUUUGUUGGUGGAAACUUUAAAAUGAAUGGUUCUAAAACCAUGCUUAAGGAGAUAAUAGAUAGAUUGAAUGCAUUAAAAUGUGAUGAUCACGUUGAAGUAGUAAUCGCCCCUCCGACACUAUUUCUCGAUCUGGCACACAGAUCCGUUCGUGAGGGUAUUAGUAUUGCCGCUCAGAAUGCUUUUAAUUGCUCUAAAGGAGCUUACACUGGUGAGGUCAGCCCUGAACAAUUAAAGGACCUUGGUAUUGAUUGGGUAAUCUUGGGUCAUUCAGAGCGUCGGGAGAUCUUUAAAGAGUCGGACGAAUUUGUUGCUUCUAAAGUAGCACAUGCCUUAAAUGUUGAUAUGAAAGUGAUAGCCUGCAUUGGAGAAAAAUUAGAAGAGCGAGAGUCAGAAAAAACUGAAGAGGUUGUGAUCAGACAACUUAAAUCUAUAAGUGAGAAGGUCAAUAAUUGGAGAAAUGUUGUAAUUGCCUAUGAACCUGUUUGGGCUAUUGGUACGGGAAAAGUAGCAACGCCACAGCAAGCCCAGGAAGUUCACCUUAUCAUUAGAAAUUGGUUAGCAAAAAAUGUAUCGCAACAAGUGGCCCAAGAUACACGUAUUAUCUAUGGAGGUUCUGUUAAUGACAAGAAUUCUUCAGAACUCGCGAAACAACCUGAUGUUGAUGGAUUUCUUGUGGGUGGUGCUUCCUUAACAGAGAAGUUUAUUACGAUUAUCAGUUGUUUCGUUUCUCCCGAAAACUAA
Cetraspora pellucida is the source of this 765-nucleotide messenger RNA. The record is from the annotation of a GenBank genome assembly. Lineage: Eukaryota; Fungi; Glomeromycota; Glomeromycetes; Diversisporales; Gigasporaceae.